UCCGGCCGUGGCGACGGUGAGGGGCGGCGGCCCAACGGCGGGAGAUUCAAACCUGGAAAAAGGAGGAACAUGGAGAGGAGAGCAGCGGGCCCAGGCCGGGCAGCGUAUGAACGCCUCACAGCUGAGGAAAUGGAUGAGCAGAGGCGGCAGAAUGUUGCCUAUCGGUACCUGUGCCGGCUGGAGGAGGCCAAGCGCUGGAUGGAAGCCUGCCUGAAGGAGGAGCUUCCUUCCCCGGUGGAGCUGGAGGAGAGCCUUCGCAAUGGAGUGCUGCUGGCCAAGCUGGGCCACUGUUUUGCACCCUCCGUGGUUCCCUUGAAGAAGAUCUAUGAUGUGGAGCAGCUGCGGUACCAGGCAACUGGCUUACAUUUCCGUCACACAGACAACAUCAACUUUUGGCUGUCUGCAAUAGCCCACAUUGGUCUGCCUUCGACCUUCUUCCCAGAGACCACGGACAUCUAUGACAAAAAGAACAUGCCCCGGGUAGUCUACUGCAUCCAUGCUCUCAGUCUCUUCCUCUUCCGGCUGGGAUUGGCCCCUCAGAUACAUGAUCUAUACGGGAAAGUGAAAUUCACAGCUGAGGAACUCAGCAACAUGGCAUCCGAACUGGCCAAAUAUGGCCUCCAGCUGCCUGCCUUCAGCAAGAUCGGGGGCAUCCUGGCCAAUGAGCUAUCAGUGGAUGAGGCUGCAGUCCAUGCAGCUGUUCUUGCCAUCAAUGAAGCAGUGGAGCGAGGGGUGGUGGAGGACACCCUGGCUGCCUUGCAGAAUCCCAGUGCUCUUCUGGAGAAUCUCCGAGAGCCUCUGGCAGCCAUCUACCAGGAGAUACUGGCCCAGGCCAAGAUGGAGAAGGCAGCCAAUGCCAGGAACCAUGAUGAAAGAGAAAGCCAGGACAUCUAUGACCACUACCUAACUCAGGCUGAAAUCCAGGGCAAUAUCAACCAUGUCAACGUCCAUGGGGCUCUAGAAGUUGUUGAUGAUGCCCUGGAAAGACAGAGCCCUGAAGUCUUGCUCAAGGCCCUUCAAGACCCUGCCCUGGCCCUGCGAGGGGUGAGGAGAGACUUUGCUGUCUGGUACCUGGAGCAAUUGAGCUCAGACAGAGAGCAGAAGGCACAGGAGCUGGGCCUGGUGGAGCUUCUGGAAAAGGAGGAAGUCCAGGCUGGUGUGGCUGCAGCCAACACAAAGGGUGACCAGGAACAAGCCAUGCUCCAUGCUGUGCAGCGGAUCAACAAAGCCAUCCAGAGGGGAGUGGCGGCUGACACUGUGAAGGAGCUGAUGUGCCCUGAGGCCCAGCUGCCUCCAGUGUACCCUGUUGCGUCAGCUAUGUACCAGCAGGAGCUGGCAGUGCUCCAGCGGCAGCAGCAGGGGGAGCUUGGCCAGGAGGAGCUCUUCGUGGCUGUGGAGAUGCUCUCAGCUGUGGUCCUGAUUAACCGGGCCCUGGAGGCCCAGGAUGCCAGUGGCUUCUGGAGCAGCCUGGUGAACCCUGCCACAGGCCUGGCAGAGGUGGAAGGAGAAAAUGCCCAGCGUUACUUCGAUGCCCUGCUGAAAUUGCGACAGGAGCGUGGGAUGGGUGAGGACUUCCUGAGCUGGAAUGACCUGCAGGCCACCGUGAGCCAGGUCAAUGCACAGGCCCAGGAAGAGACUGACCGGGUCCUUGCAAUCAGCCUCAUCAAUGAGGCUCUGGACAAAGGCAGCCCUGAGAAGACUCUGUCUGCCCUACUGCUUCCUGCAGCUGGCCUCGAUGAUAUCAGCCUCCCUGUCGCCCCUCGGUACCAUCUCCUCCUUGUGGCAGCCAAAAGGCAGAAGGCCCAGGUGACAGGGGAUCCUGGAGCUGUGCUGUGGCUUGAGGAGAUCCGCCAGGGAGUGGUCAGAGCCAACCAGGACACUAAUACAGCUCAGAGAAUGGCUCUUGGUGUGGCCGCCAUCAAUCAAGCCAUCAAGGAGGGCAAGGCAGCCCAGACUGAGCGGGUGUUGAGGAACCCCGCAGUGGCCCUUCGAGGGGUAGUUCCCAACUGUGCCAACGGCUACCAGCGAGCCCUGGAAGGUGCCAUGGCAAAGAAACGGCGUCCAGCAGACUCAGCUUUCUGGGUUCAACAUGACAUGAACGAUGGCACUGCCUACUACUUCCAUCUGCAGACCUUCCAGGGGACCUGGGAGCAACCCUCUGGCUGCCGCCUCCACACCUCUCACCUGACCCGGGAGGAGAUCCAGUCAGCUGUCACCAAGGUCACUGCUGCCUAUGACCGCCAACAGCUCUGGAAAGCCAACACGGGCUUUGUCGUCCAGCUCCAGGCCCGCCUCCGUGGCUUCCUAGUUCGACAGAAGUUUGCUGAGCAUUCCCACUUUCUGAGGACCUGGCUCCCAGCAGUCAUCCAGAUCCAGGCUCAUUGGCGGGGUUAUAGGCAGCGGAAGAUUUACCUGGAGCGGUUGCAGUAUUUUAAGGCAAACCUGGAUGCCAUAAUCAAGAUCCAGGCCUGGGCCCGGAUGUGGGCAACUCGGAGGCAAUACCUGAGGCGUCUGCACUACUUCCAGAAGAACGUUAAGUCCAUUGUAAAGAUCCAGGCAUUUUUCCGAGCCAGGAAAGCCCAGGAUGACUACAGGAUAUUAGUGCAUGCACCCCACCCUCCUCUCAGUGUGGUCCGCAGAUUUGCCCAUCUCUUGAAUCAAAGCCAGCAGGACUUCUUGGCUGAGGCAGAGCUGCUGAAGCUCCAGGAAGAGGUAGUUAGGAAGAUCCGAUCCAAUCAGCAGCUGGAGCAGGACCUCAACAUCAUGGACAUCAAGAUUGGCCUGCUGGUGAAGAACCGGAUCACUCUGCAGGAAGUGGUCUCCCACUGCAAGAAGCUGACCAAGAGGAAUAAGGAACAGCUGUCGGAUAUGAUGGUUCUGGACAAGCAGAAGGGAUUAAAGUCACUGAGCAAAGAGAAACGGCAGAAACUAGAAGCAUACCAACACCUCUUCUACCUGCUCCAGACUCAGCCCAUCUACCUGGCCAAGCUGAUCUUUCAGAUGCCACAGAACAAAACCACCAAGUUCAUGGAGGCAGUGAUUUUCAGCCUGUACAACUAUGCCUCCAGCCGCCGAGAGGCCUAUCUCCUGCUCCAGCUGUUCAAGACAGCACUCCAGGAGGAAAUCAAGUCAAAGGUGGAGCAGCCCCAGGACGUGGUGACAGGCAACCCAACAGUGGUGAGGCUGGUGGUGAGAUUCUACCGCAAUGGGCGGGGACAGAGUGCCCUGCAGGAGAUUCUGGGCAAGGUUAUCCAGGAUGUGCUAGAGGACAAAGUGCUCAGUGUCCACACAGACCCUGUCCACAUCUAUAAGAACUGGAUCAACCGGACCGAGGCCCAGACAGGGCAGCGCAGCCAUCUCCCAUAUGAUGUCACCCCGGAGCAGGCCUUGAGCCACCCCGAGGUCCAGAGACAACUGGAUAUCGCCCUACGCAACCUCCUCGCCAUGACUGAUAAGUUCCUUGUAGCCAUUACUUCAUCUGUGGACCAAAUUCCGUACGGGAUGCGAUAUGUGGCCAAAGUCCUGAAGGCAACUCUGGCAGAGAAAUUCCCUGACGCCACAGACAGCGAGGUCUAUAAGGUGGUCGGGAACCUCCUGUACUACCGCUUCCUGAACCCAGCUGUGGUGGCUCCUGACGCCUUCGACAUUGUGGCCAUGGCAGCUGGUGGCACCCUGGCUGCCCCCCAGCGCCAUGCCCUGGGGGCUGUGGCUCAGCUCCUACAGCACGCUGCGGCUGGCAAGGCCUUCUCUGGGCAGAGCCAGCACCUGCGGGUCCUGAAUGACUAUCUGGAGGAAACACACCUCAAGUUCAGGAAGUUCAUCCAUAGAGCCUGCCAGGUGCCAGAGCCAGAGGAGCGUUUUGCAGUGGACGAGUACUCAGACAUGGUGGCUGUGGCCAAACCUGUGGUGUACAUUACCGUGGGGGAGCUGGUCAACACGCACAGGCUGUUGCUGGAGCACCAGGACUGCAUUGCCUCUGAUCACCAAGACCCCCUGCAUGAGCUCUUGGAGGACCUUGGGGAGCUGCCCACCAUCCCUGACCUUAUUGGGGAGAGCAUUGCUGCAGAUGGGCACACGGACCUGAGCAAGCUAGAAGUGUCCCUGACACUGACCAACAAGUUUGAAGGACUGGAGGCAGACACUGAUGACUCCAACACCCGUAGCCUGCUUCUGAGCACCAAGCAGCUGUUGGCCGAUAUCAUACAGUUCCAUCCCGGGGACACCCUCAAGGAGAUCCUGUCCCUCUCGGCUUCCAGAGAGCAGGAAGCAGCCCACAAGCAGCUGAUGAGCCGACGCCAGGCCUGUGCAGCCCAGACACCGGAGCCACUGCGACGACACCGCUCACUGACAGCUCACUCCCUUCUGCCACUGGCAGAGAAGCAGCGGCGUGUCCUGCGGAACCUGCGCCAACUUGAAGCCCUGGGGUUGGUCAGCGCCAGAAAUGGCUACCAGGGGCUAGUGGACGAGCUGGCCAAGGACAUCCGCAGCCAGCACAGACACAGGCACAGGCGGAAGGCGGAGCUGGUGAAGCUGCAGGCCACAUUACAGGGCCUGAGCACUAAGACCACCUUCUAUGAGGAGCAGGGUGACUACUACAGCCAGUACAUCCGGGCCUGCCUGGACCACCUGGCCCCCGACUCCAAGAGUUCUGGGAAGGGGAAGAAGCAGCCUUCUCUUCAUUACACUGCUGCUCAGCUUCUGGAAAAGGGUGUCUUGGUGGAAAUUGAAGAUCUUCCCGCCUCUCACUUCAGAAACGUCAUCUUUGACAUCACCCCGGGAGAUGAGGCAGGAAAGUUUGAAGUAAAUGCCAAGUUCCUGGGUGUGGACAUGGAGCGAUUUCAGCUUCACUAUCAGGACCUCCUGCAGCUCCAGUAUGAGGGUGUGGCUGUCAUGAAACUCUUCAACAAGGCCAAAGUCAAUGUCAACCUUCUCAUCUUCCUCCUCAACAAGAAGUUUUUGCGGAAGUGACAGAAGCAAAGGGUGCUACCCAAGCCCCUCUUACCUUGCUGGAUGCUUUCUUCACCACUGCGCUUCCCUGCAGACACCCAGACCUCAGGACUGGGCAAGGCCCAGGGAUUCUCACCUCUUCCCCAGCUGGGAGGAGCUUGUUUGCCUGGCCACAGACAGUGUAUCUUCUAAUUGGCUAAAGUGGGCCUUGCCCAGAGUCCAGCUGUGUGGGUUUUAUCAUGUAUGAUAAACCCCUGGCUUUCCUGCCAGAUGGUAGAACAUGGACCUUGGCCUGGGAAGGCCAUUAUUCUUGUGUCUGCUACUGCCCUCCCACGGUCACCCCAAUAUUACAAGCGCUGCCCCAGCGACUUGAUUUCACCUCUGUGUUCCUUCUCUUUGCACUCGCACAAAGCCAGGGCCAGGCUCCCCAUCCCUACCUCCCACUGCAUCAGCAGUGGGUGUUCCUGCCCUGCCUGAGUCUAGGCAGCUCUGCUGCUGUGAUCUGCACACCCUUCAACCCGGGCAGGGACUGGGGGGAUACAGUGUGUGUUAGUGCCCACGUGGCAUUGUGGCACUGUUGCCCCCCGUGGCGGCAUGGGCAAGUUGACCUUCCAUUAGCCUCAAGUCUUGUUCUCUUGUUUGUGGUCUGUUUAAUAUGUGGGUCACUAGGGUAUUUAUUCUCUCUCCCAUCCUUACACACUGGAUCAUUGUGCAGCCUUAAUCAGGGUUUUAAUGCUUUCUUUUUUUUUUUUUUUUUUUUUAGCUCAAAGAGAGUUCUCAUUUUACCUAUUCAAACUAAUAUCCAUGCCAUGUUUUAUACCUUGGAUUUAAAGUCACCUUAGGUUGGGGCAAAAGAGUCCUCACUCAUGUUUAAGAUCUUGUUAUUUCAGCUUCAUAAGAUCCAAGAGGAGUCUUUCCCUUUUCUCUUUUACCCUCAGGAUUCUCAUGCCUUACAGCUGACUCUUCCAGGCAAUUUCCGUAGAUCUUCUGUCCUGCCUCUGCCACAGUCUCUGUUGUCCCCACAUCUACCCAACUUCCUGUACUGUUGCCCUUCUGAUGUUAAUAAAAGCAGCUGUUACUCCCA
This is a messenger RNA of Mandrillus leucophaeus (drill), 6031 nucleotides long. RefSeq names its product IQ motif containing GTPase activating protein 3 (gene IQGAP3). The coding region runs from base 70 to 4968 and encodes 1632 amino acids. Gene Ontology annotation, cellular component: cytoplasm. NCBI's taxonomy places the organism in Eukaryota, Metazoa, Chordata, Mammalia, Primates, Cercopithecidae. Gene Ontology annotation, molecular function: GTPase activator activity; calmodulin binding; actin filament binding. The record is from RefSeq and is a predicted model, not a curated record. Gene Ontology annotation, biological process: regulation of actin cytoskeleton organization; regulation of GTPase activity. The transcript has 38 exons.